AUGCCGAGCUCCUGCAAAGAAAUAAGAGCCGCCCUGGCGCAGUGCCUCCAGGAGUCCGAGUGCGUGAUGGUCCAGCGACACACGGCGGCGGAGUGCCUGCGGUCGCCGCUGGCCGAGACGCUGCCGACCAAGUGCCAGCAGCUCAAGAAGGGCUUUGGCGAGUGCCGGCGCGGCAUGAUCGACAUGCGCAAGCGCUUCCGCGGCAACCAGCCCGUCACCUUCAAGCACCUCGAGGACAGCGAGUCCGGCGCCGGCUACCAGCUGUACGCGGGCAAGCCGGCGUUUGCGGGCUCGCGCGGCGAGACGAGCGGCAACGAGACGGCGCCGCAGGACUGGCGCGAGGCCGAGAACGAAAAGUACCGCAAGGAGCUGGAGACGAAGAGAUAA
Messenger RNA from Phaeoacremonium minimum UCRPA7, 387 nucleotides. Its product is annotated as putative cytochrome c oxidase assembly protein. Gene Ontology annotation, cellular component: mitochondrion. The coding region runs from base 1 to 387 and encodes 128 amino acids. Gene Ontology annotation, biological process: mitochondrial respiratory chain complex IV assembly. The transcript is spliced from 2 exons. The record is from RefSeq and is a predicted model, not a curated record. NCBI's taxonomy places the organism in Eukaryota, Fungi, Ascomycota, Sordariomycetes, Togniniales, Togniniaceae.